CAAGAAACCACAGGGCCUAUCUGCCUGUCGUCAUCAAGCAGACUAGAAUAGUGCAGAAAACCCUAGGCAGAGAGGAAAUGAACUUGAGAGAAGGGGGAACGCGGGCGGAGAAGAGAGAGGAGAGGAGGAGGGCCAGAGCCACAGCAGGAUUGCAGGAGGCCCUCUGGGAUGGUCAGCAUGGAGGAGGUGGCUGUGAAGCAGGGCUCUCUGCAUCUCCAGCAGCAGCAGACUUUCGGCAAGAAGUGGCGCCGUUUCUCGGCUGUGCUGUAUGGAGAGUCAGGCUGCGCCUUGGCCCGGCUGGAGCUGCAUGAGGGCCCAGAAAAGUUGCGCCGAGGAGAGGCUGCCCGGAAGGUCAUCCGCCUCAGUGACUGCCUGCGGGUGGCCGAGGGGGGCGGGGAGGCCAGCAGUCCCCGGGACACCAGUGCCUUUGUCUUGGAGACCAAGGAGCGUCCAUACCUGCUGGCAGCACCCAGUGCAGAGCGAGAUGACUGGAUGCAGGCCAUCUGCCUCCUGGCCUUCCCUGGGCAGAGGAAGGAGUCCUUGGGGCCUGAGGAAAAGGGCAGCUGGCCCUGCAUGGAGAAUGACCUGUAUAGCAGCUCAGCCGCAGGGGUCCUCCACAAGGAAUUCAUCGUGACUGUGAGACCCACAGAGGCCAGUGAGCGGUGCAGGCUCCGGGGAGCCUAUACUCUCCGAACUGGGGUGAGCGCCCUGGAGCUUUGGGGUGGCCCCGAGCCAGGCACCCAGCUGUAUGACUGGCCCUACAGGUUUCUUCGGCGCUUUGGGCGGGACAAGGUGACCUUCUCGUUCGAGGCUGGCCGGCGCUGUGUCUCUGGAGAGGGCAAUUUUGAGUUUGAGACCCGGCAAGGAAACGAAAUCUUCCUGGCCCUUGAAGAUGCCAUUGCUGCCCAGAAGAAUGCAGCCCCUCCCGGGCCGCCGCUUGUACAGGCUACAGCGCCCGCAGUGCCCAUGGAGCCGCCCCAGCCUGAGAGCCCCUACUCCCAGCCCCAUGACUCCCUCCCACCGCAGCCUUUGGCCAGCACACGGGCACCUGCCAGCUCACGGGCCCCUGAGGGCGAGUAUGCCGUGCCCUUUGAUGCAGUGGCCCACUCGCUGACUAAGAGCUUGCCGGGCAUCCUGGCAGGCCCUUCCCCACUCCGGGGAGACCCUUUGUAUGACAGCAUCCAGGAGCCCUCAGCCCCUGCACCUGACCACAUAUAUGAUGAGCCUGAGGGCAUGGCCACCCUGUCCUUGUAUGACACCCCACAGGAGUCCUGGGGGCAGGCAUGGAGGAGGAAGGCCACAGCAGAUGGAGGCCCCAGUAGCUCUCAGAAGGACUUUUCUGCUUUGGGCUGGCCACAGGGGACUGAGUAUGACAAUGUUGUACUUAAGAAGGGCCCAAAAUGAAGGGUGCACUGAGAGAGAAGUGUGGCUUUGUUGAAGUGUACUCCAGGAAGGGGGUCAGAAGCCAGGGAGGAAGAGGGCCCCCUCUGGUAACGUCUGCUGGUGAGUCUUCUGGCCCCUGCAGAGGACCCCUCCCUCUGCCUCUUCCAGAGCCAGGCUUUUUAGCCCAUGGAUUGUCCCUCCCAAACCCCUCUGGGUGAAUCACCAGCCCAGAACAGGAAGAG
Octodon degus (degu) is the source of this 1625-nucleotide messenger RNA. It is a transcript of the gene Dok2, whose product is annotated as docking protein 2. Gene Ontology annotation, cellular component: cytoplasm. The transcript has 5 exons. NCBI's taxonomy places the organism in Eukaryota, Metazoa, Chordata, Mammalia, Rodentia, Octodontidae. The record is from RefSeq and is a predicted model, not a curated record. The coding region runs from base 169 to 1404 and encodes 411 amino acids. Gene Ontology annotation, biological process: positive regulation of MAPK cascade; cell surface receptor protein tyrosine kinase signaling pathway.